Messenger RNA from Gloeophyllum trabeum ATCC 11539, 504 nucleotides. RefSeq lists its product as uncharacterized. NCBI's taxonomy places the organism in Eukaryota, Fungi, Basidiomycota, Agaricomycetes, Gloeophyllales, Gloeophyllaceae. Bases 1 to 504 code for a protein of 167 amino acids. The transcript has 2 exons. The record is from RefSeq and is a predicted model, not a curated record.
AUGUCGGGAACAGCGAUAUUAUUCGCUCUCGCUUGCGUAGCAUCUGCACUCAAUCUGCCAAGGCAAUUCAACGAUGGAGUACGACUGGCUAUUUCGCCCUCUUGCGGGACUAUCGGUGGCACCCCCGCCAAUGUCAAUGCUGGACUGCUUCCGCUGAACGAGUAUAAAAAUAUAGUCGUCUUUGGGGACGGAUACUCAAGUAAUGGCGUCACCGACGGCUCUAACCCUGCUCCCCCCGUAGUGGUUCCUCCUAGUCCCAAAGCUGGAGGGCGUAUGUCCGACGGAUAUGUCUGGACGGAAUAUCUGGCCAACGACUCCGGCGCGACCCUGAAUAAUUAUGCAGUCAGUUUUGAGCUCUGCCCCGCAGUAUUUAUUGACGUGUCGUUUGCUGCGUCAAGGUUGACGGUGCUUAUGCUGACAAGUACCAGUGGUCGAAUACAGCAGAUGCUACGGAUUCAACGAGCCAAAGCGAGUCUUCUUCUCGUUCCGCCCUGCCUCUGCUGA